Vombatus ursinus (common wombat) is the source of this 2916-nucleotide messenger RNA. It is a transcript of the gene TESMIN, whose product is annotated as testis expressed metallothionein like protein. Gene Ontology annotation, cellular component: nucleus. The record is from RefSeq and is a predicted model, not a curated record. NCBI's taxonomy places the organism in Eukaryota, Metazoa, Chordata, Mammalia, Diprotodontia, Vombatidae. Gene Ontology annotation, biological process: regulation of DNA-templated transcription.
AUGAGUGUGGAAUCAACCCACGAGCAUUUAUUAAGUGCCUACUGUGAGCCAGGCACUGUUGCAGGAGUCUUUUUCUCAACUUUCCCCCUUCUGGACCUCUGGACCUCUUUGACUCCUCCAUCCCAUCUCCUCCUGGACUCUACGUUUCCUCGCCUCUGCUCUCUCCUGGUUGCCCCCUACCUCUCCUCCGACUCCUCCUCACUCUCUGUCCUGCCUCCUCCUUUCUUCUCUCUCUCCAAAGCCUUCCCACGGGGCCACCCAUCUGCCACAUCCCCAAUCGGUUUCCAAGUCUCGUGGAUUGCCCCUCAGAGGUCCCUCCUCUUCAUGCACAUAGCCUUCAUCCACCCUCACCUGACCUACAGCCUCCUGGCUGGUCUCCCAGACUAUCCCCUCAGCUCCAUCUUCCACUCGGCUGCCAGUAAUAAUCCUAAAGCUCAGUCAUCCCCCUCCUCAAGUCGUGCCAGCAGCUUCUUGUUGCGUCUAGACUCAUAUGCAAAUGCCUUUGCUUGGCAUCUACGCCCUUCAAGACCUAGCGCUGGGCUGCCCUUCCCGACAAGCCACAUUAGUCUCCACACUCUCACUGGUCCAGACGAACGGGCUGUCCCUGGCUGCCUGGGAGGUUCCUUCUCCCCCUGCCUCAGAGCCCCUAACGUCCUCACCCCCAGGAGGAGGAAACCCCCACCUUCAGAGGCAGCCCCUUCUCAGCUAGCACUGGCAGCUCUUGGGGUCAGCAAGGGCUCAGGACCAUCCCCCUUUCUCGGACAUCCCAGAAGGGGGUUCAUGGUCAGGGUUUGCAGGGUCCCUCCCGAGCCGGAGCCGACCUCGGACAGGAAGGACGCUCAUUUGAUCUCGGGGCGGUCCCGAGCGCUCCCGGAGCCCCUGCCCAGGCUGGGGGAGGGGCGGAGGGCCUGGGGCGGCCUGCCCCUCCCCCCUCCCGGGCCCAACGGUCCCUCUCCCCUCCACCCUUCCCAUCCCAACGGUCGACCCCUCUCCGGGGCACGCGCUCGGGGGCGGUUGGGGCGGGCGGGCGCGAGCGGCGCCCCUGCCCACUGCCGCCGGGGCACGCGCACCGAGGUAGCGUGCACGCGCCGGGCUCGCUCCCGGGCUGGCUGCGGGCACGCGGAGGCGGCAGCGCGGUUCGUCCUUGUCGUCGUCCUGGUCCUUCGUCUUCGGCGGCUCCUCCGCGGCCUCCCCCGGAGCCCCGGCCCCGCGAUGAAAGGAUUGCUGGGAAGAAAACUGAUUUUGGAAAAAGAAAACUGUAGAGAUGAACAGUUUAAGAUUUCUUCUGUAGAUCUGGAAGACCAGCCCCUGCUUGGCGGGAUUUCAAGCAUGGAAGAUGAAAUUGUGACGGAGAUUUUUAGCCAAGACAGUCAAUUCAUUUCUGAAAACAUUAACCUGAAAAGCACCGUGAUCAGUAAGCACGAAGAUGAUGAAGACUUCCAUUCCUUUAAAGAUGCCUACUUUGCUGUGGCUGACCCCGGGGAGACGCUGCUGCCCUCCUUCAACGCCCCCCUCAAUGCAGAGUGCGGCAGUAAAGUCAAGGUCGAACGCCUGGCUGAGGAGAAUAACGAGGACGAGAUUCUCCCAGACUAUUCGGGGCUGCCCGAGCUCUCCCCUUUGGAGGAGACCAUGCUGCCCUCCCCGUCCCAGCUGCAGCCACAUGCCUACAACGUCCACUUCCUGUCUUCCUUAAGGCCUCAGCACAGGAACCCCCCCAGCGUCCUGCCCGUGGGAACCUGGGCAGCCCGGGAAGGAGCAGCUCAUCACAAUGUCCGAGUGAUCCCAGUGGAGAUAAGGGAAGCCGUUGGUGCCAUUACUGCUACCAACCAGGAAGAGGGAGUUUUUCCGAAUGCACAUGCCCCGGAGGGCUGCUGCAAGUUCCCACCCUCACAAGAACCCAUCGAGAGCUCCAGCUGUUCACAUAAGAAGGAAUCUAACCCGAUGGUAAUAUGUCAGCUGAAAGGGGGAGCCCAAAUGCUCUGCAUCAACAAUUCAGGUACCAGGGAGCUCAAAGCUGUUCACCUAGUUCCUCAGUAUCAGGAACAAAACAGUUACCUGCAGCCAGAUGUGCCUAAACCUUUGACUACCAUAGUUGGAAGAUUUCUGCCAGUACCAGCUAAAUUAAAUCUUGUCACACAACAACUUGAUAAUGGCGCCUUCUCAUCGGUAGUUAAUGGAACCACCUUUCCUUCAGGAUCCAGUCUUCAAGGGCCAGCAAAAAUAACGUUAGCUGGAGUAACUCUUAGUUCAUGGGACUCAAAGUCUAAAAAGCCAUGUAACUGUACCAAGUCCCAGUGUCUGAAAUUAUACUGCGAUUGCUUUGCCAACGGCGACUUUUGCAGCAACUGUAACUGCAAUAAUUGUUACAACAAUUUACGCCACGAAAUCGAGCGGUUUAAGGCCAUUAAGGCCUGUCUUGAUAGAAAUCCAGAAGCCUUCCAACCCAAGAUUGGGAAAGGAAAACUGGGGGAUAUUAAGCCUCGCCAUAACAAAGGGUGUAACUGCAAGAGGUCAGGCUGUCUUAAGAAUUACUGUGAGUGCUAUGAGGCCAAAAUUAUGUGUUCUUCUAUUUGCAAAUGUAUCGGUUGCAAAAAUUACGAAGAAAGCCCUGAACGAAAAACCCUCCUGAACAUGCCCAACUUUGUGGAGAUUGGAGGGUCUGAAGGCAGCCAUCUUUUUUCGCCAUCCAAAUUUGCAGUGUUGCCGAAGUCGAGGAAGGACAGGCCACCUUAUACGUGCAUCUCCUGGGAAGUGGUGGAAGCCACGUGCGCCUGCCUGCUGGCCCAAGGGGAGGAGGCCGAGAAGGAGCAUUACUCAGCGUGCUUGGCAGAGCAGAUGAUCCUGGAGGAGUUUGGGAGGUGUUUAUCCCAGAUUCUUCACACAGAAUUCAAAUCCAAAGGGUUGAAAGUGGAGUAG